Messenger RNA from Haliaeetus leucocephalus (bald eagle), 2112 nucleotides. It is a transcript of the gene GALNT5, whose product is annotated as polypeptide N-acetylgalactosaminyltransferase 5. The transcript has 12 exons. Gene Ontology annotation, cellular component: Golgi apparatus. The record is from RefSeq and is a predicted model, not a curated record. Bases 1 to 2112 code for a protein of 703 amino acids. NCBI's taxonomy places the organism in Eukaryota, Metazoa, Chordata, Aves, Accipitriformes, Accipitridae.
AUGCCGGUGCAGCCCAUCGCCCGUACGGCCGGCAAACCCUGCCCCGGACACCCGCCUGACGACUCUGUUGAGCUGAGCCGGGUAUCCCCGUACCCAUCCCCUGCUGCUCGCAGCCUUUUCACCAUCCCCGACCCAGUGAACCAAACCCCACGAGACCUGCUGACCCCAGACCUGUCCCUGCACAGUCCCAGGGACAUGUGCCCAGGCACGGCGAGGCUGCCCGAGAAAGGCGCGGGAAACGAUGCUCUUUGGGACCACGAGGAGGAGGAGGAGGAGGAGGCCGACCUGGGAUGCGGCAAAGAGGGGAUCAAACCCCUCGGCCCGGCAGCCCCGCGCCUUGGAUCCGACUCCGCCGGGAAGUUCCCAAAGAGCCCGGAGAAGCGCGAAGAGCGGCAGCUCGCCGACGAGGACGGCCACCGCGCCGCCGACGCCGGGGCUGCGGUGCGGGAUGGCCAGAGCCGGACGCUGGGUGCCACGCAAGGAGCAGCUCCCGGGGUGCCCGCUGGCAAGGGCCGGCAGGAGCGGGCGGGUGGCAGCAUCCCCGGAACGCACAGGGUCUCGUCGGUGGAUGCAACGCUUGCCCCGAGAGACCCUCGAGCUCCCGGCCAGUUUGGGCACCCUGUUGCAGUCCCUGACGAUAAACAAGAAGAAGCAAAAAGCAGAUGGAAAGAAGGAAACUUUAAUGUCUACCUCAGCGAUUUGAUCCCCGUAGACCGAGCCAUAGCGGACACCAGACCUGCCGGGUGCUCCGAGCAGCAGGUUCACAACGACCUCCCGACCACCACCAUCAUCAUGUGCUUCGUGGAUGAAGUGUGGUCCACCCUCCUGCGCUCCGUUCACAGCGUCCUCAGCAGAUCUCCUCCGCACCUGAUUGAAGAAGUCAUUUUGGUGGACGACUUCAGCACUAAAGAGUACCUCAAGGAGAAGCUGGACAAAUACAUGUCGCAGUUCCCAAAAGUGAAGAUCCUCCAUCUCAAGGAGAGGCACGGUCUAAUACGGGCCAGACUGGCAGGAGCGGAGAUCGCCAAAGGCACCGUCCUGACGUUCCUGGACUCGCACGUGGAGUGCAACGUGGGGUGGCUGGAGCCGCUGCUGGAGAGGGUCCGCCUGAGCCGGGCCAAGGUCGCCUGCCCCGUCAUCGAGGUCAUCAGCGACAAGGACAUGAGUUACAUGACCGUGGACAACUUUCAGCGUGGGAUUUUUACUUGGCCAAUGAAUUUUGGAUGGAGGCAGAUUCCACAAGAGGUCAUCGAGAAAAAUAAAAUCAAGGAGACUGAUAUAAUAAGGUGCCCAGUCAUGGCAGGUGGCCUGUUUUCCAUUGAUAAGAAGUAUUUUUUUGAGCUGGGAACGUAUGACCCAGGACUGGAUGUUUGGGGAGGUGAAAAUAUGGAGAUUUCAUUCAAGGUCUGGAUGUGUGGGGGAGAGAUUGAGAUUGUUCCGUGCUCCAGAGUUGGGCACAUUUUCAGGAACGACAAUCCUUAUUCCUUCCCGAAAGAUCGGGUGAGAACGGUGGAGAGGAACUUGGCCCGUGUUGCGGAGGUCUGGCUGGACGAGUACAAGGAGUUAUUCUACGGCCACGCUUACCACUUAGUGUUGAAAAACCUGGAUGUCGGCGACCUGACUCAGCAAAUCCAACUGCGAAAGAAGCUUCAGUGCAAAAGUUUCCGGUGGUACCUGGAGAACGUCUACCCGGACCUGGAAGCUCCCCUGGUUAAAGCCAGCGGGCUGCUUGUUAACGUAGCCAUGGCAAGAUGCAUCACUGUGGAAAACACCACUCUAGCGUUUGAGGCAUGUGACGUUAACAACAAGAACCAAAAGUUCAACUACACCUGGCUGAGGCUGAUCCGGCACGGAGAGCUCUGCGUUGCGCCGGCCGGCGCUGCGGGAACGCUGGGCUUGCGCCGCUGCGAGGACAGGAACCACAGCCUGGCGUGGCUGCACAGGUCGCUGGCCGCCUUCCAGCCGGAGCUGACGGACCACAUCGUCUCAGAGCACCUCCAGCAGCCGGCGUGCUUGGAAGUGGAUCCCUCUCACAAAGCCCUGAGGGUAAAUGCCUGUGACUCUGCAAAUCCUUAUCAAAAGUGGCAGUUUGGCAAUUACUAUGCAGACUGA